AUGAAGGGCCAAGAUGGCUUGUCGUCAUCCUUUGUGGAGACCAUAGCAGGGUUCACUGCAGGGGUUGUCACAACACUCUGCCUGCAUCCACUUGAUCUAGUGAAGACCAGACUCCAAGUUGAUCGCACAUCUACAUCGCAUUUCGGUAGCUCUCUACGAAUAAUGAACCAUAUUGCUCGAAAUGAGGGGGGCUUGGUUGCUUUUUACCGCGGAUUAGCUCCGAACCUCGUCGGGAACUCUACAAGCUGGGCCUUGUAUUUCCUUUUCUAUGGCAGUUUUAAGAAUGCCCUCGGCUCAUAUAAAGGAGGCCCACGAGGGCUCACUGCCUCCGAUUAUUUUCUGGCUUCUGGCACUGCAGGUGCUCUCACCUCAAUCCUAACGAAUCCGAUUUGGGUCAUCAAGACCCGAAUGCUUGCUACUGGUUCCCAGGCCCCAGGGGCAUAUCCUUCCUUUGUAUCAGGCGCAAAGCAGAUUUACUGUACAGAGGGUAUUCCGGGAUUCUAUCGUGGUCUUGUUCCCGCCUUAUUCGGAGUCAGCCACGGUGCUCUCCAAUUCAUGGCAUAUGAGCACUUGAAAAAAUGGCGCUCUAGGCCCGUACAGGAUGGGUCUGGAGACGUGCAGAAUAAUACAAAGGCGCGACAAUUGGGCAAUAUAGAUUUUCUGGCUCUAUCUGGCCUUUCCAAGCUCUUUGCUGGUUGUGCCACAUACCCGUACCAGGUUAUCAGGUCUCGUUUACAGACCUAUGAGGCACACUUGUUGUAUAGUGGUGCCACAGAUGCCAUGAAGCAGGUUUGGCGCCACGAAGGGCUUGUGGGAUUCUAUAAAGGCAUGGGGCCCAAUCUCUUGCGUGUACUGCCAAGUACUUGGGUCACCUUUUUGGUUUAUGAAAACAUGAAGGAAGUCCUACCUAGUUUGUUAGGACAAGUCGGGUAA
Molecule: messenger RNA, 933 nt
Organism: Penicillium malachiteum
Lineage: Eukaryota; Fungi; Ascomycota; Eurotiomycetes; Eurotiales; Aspergillaceae
Product: putative mitochondrial folate carrier protein Flx1
Exons: 3
Coding region: 1-933 (310 amino acids)
Biological process (GO): nucleotide transport; folate import into mitochondrion
Cellular component (GO): mitochondrion
Molecular function (GO): folic acid transmembrane transporter activity; FAD transmembrane transporter activity
Source: RefSeq, a predicted model, not a curated record